Molecule: messenger RNA, 2728 nt
Organism: Stegodyphus dumicola
Lineage: Eukaryota; Metazoa; Arthropoda; Arachnida; Araneae; Eresidae
Gene: defl
Product: Integrator complex subunit 7
Biological process (GO): snRNA 3'-end processing
Cellular component (GO): integrator complex
Source: RefSeq, a predicted model, not a curated record
UAUUAUAAUUAUUUGUCUUUUUAGUACAAAUUUCCACCGAACACUUAUACUCAGAGUUAUGCAACAAAGCCAAAAACACUUGGAUAAAAUUCUUAACCUUGAUGAAUUUGUUCAUCGCUUAUAUGCAGUCAUACAUAGUAAUGAUCCUGUAGCAAGAGCUCUCACUUUGAGAACACUGGGUAAUAUUGCUAGUGUUGUUUCUGAGAAAAAGAGUAUUCACCAUAGUAUACGAAAUAGCCUUGAUUCUCAUGAUGCUGUUGAAAUGAAAUCUGCAAUAUAUGCCACUGGAAAAUUUGCUGCCCAAUCCAAAACAUUUGCUUCAAAUAUCUGUGCAAAGAUAGGUGAGAUGAUACAAGGUUUAGCUACACCAGUUGAAAUAAAAUUACAGUUGCUGUCAAUUUUUCAACAUAUGCAUCAUGAUGCUCAGACAAUAGCUCAGGUUUGGAAGUUAUGCACUUCCCUUCUUCCAGAUUACCCUUCUCAACAGUUUGUUGUUUGUACAUUACAUACGCUUACAGAAUUAGCAGCUGCUUCUGUAACUCACAUUCCAGAACAGGUUGAUUUGUUGAUUUCAUAUCUUAAAGAAGAUGGCCGUGUAUGUGUUAAAAUGAAUGCAUUAAAAGAUAUGGAGAAGCUAGCCAAAAGAGGAGCACAUUUAUGGAGUACCUCCAAUGUUAAUGAACUGGUAAAUUAUACCAUUGAAACACCCUACAUCAGCCUGAAGUGUGAAAUAUUUUCUGUGAUGGUUGCAUUGUCUCAUUCAGUUGCUGUUGAUAAAUUUGAUUUAUCUGGAGAGUGCAAAGUUCUUCAGCUCUGUCAAGAUUGCAUAUUUCAUGAUAAUAUAAAACUUGCAGCUACAUCAGUUGAGCUUUUGACGCAAAUAGCAAUUCAUGUAUUUCAAGAAGAUAUUGUUGUACAGGGCAUUGAUCUAAUGCAGGAAGUUUCUAGUGCUAUUGAAACUCUGCUUCUUGUUAUUUGUACAGCUGAAGAUAAUACUAAGGAAAAUCUUAAGUCUUUAAUGAAAUGUUUUCUGUGUGCAGUAAACAUCUGUGAAGUGUCUCCUGAUAUGUGCAUCCAAUUUGUUGAUACUAUUGGUUCUCUGAUUGGAAAAACAUCAGAUCUUUGUGUUGUACCCUUAUGUACUGCUCUUUGUGCCUUGGGAAAUAAAAGUGCUGGUGUUGUAGUCUGUUGGCAGGCAGAGUUAAUUCAGAAAUUGAAAGAAUUUACAGUUACAUCAUCUAUGACUGCUGAAACUUCUAAAGCUAUAGGUAUGGUUUGCACAUUGCUAUUUCAGACAAGUGUUGAUAAACCAUGGCUUAUUCAGGAUGAUGCAAUUAUUAUGAAUGCAGUCAAUUCAAUUGAUUUUUGGUCAGCAUACAGAAUUGGCAGACAAGCAACAAGAUAUGGCCAUCACCAGUUUGCAAUAAGGAUUUUUUCAAUGCUUUGUGACAGAGUUAGUUCAGAACAUUUAUAUUUUUGGUUGGUCAGUUUAUGUGAGAUGAGUCAAGCUGAGAACUGUCUUAUGACGAAGACUGUAAGGAGUCCUCAGGGUAUAGUAGAAUGUGUUUCUGAAGCUGUAACGCAUUAUAUGAAAGCAGUAUCAGCUUUAAAGGCAGCUACUACCCCUCAGCAUUCCUUAAUUUUUCAAUGUGAAUAUGCUAGACUGCGUAGUGAGGUUCUUCAAGCACAUUUACAACUUCAACUUGCAUGCUCCUGCAUAAAAACCUCUCCACCUCCUGCUAUUGCUGGAUCUGUUGCAGCUGUUACUCGUGAUGAACUUCAGAAAUGUGGGCGUGUUGUUAUGCAGAUAAGGAAAUGUGCUAAAGAUUUUAAGAAUCUGGCUGAUCAGUAUGGUUCCCUCUAUCAGUCUGUGUUUGAUGCUGAUCCUAAGACUCUUAUUAAUAUACAACUAUUACAUCAGGGUUGUUUACUUAUAGCUCAAGCAAUUGAUAAAAUAUCCCAGCACAAUCAAGGAAUGGGUUUUAAUACUGGAGAAGAAGAUAUAUUAUCCAUUGAAUAUUCCAAACAGUCUUUAGAAAAUUAUCAGAUGGGAGAAGCUUGUCGUAAAGCUUCUGCUGUCAUACGAGACUUUUCGGUAAAUUAUGAAGAAAGAGUUGUUUCUAAACAGGAAACGGAUUUUUUGCUCAAGAUCAGCAAUGAAAUCUUUUUAAUUCCAUUGUGCUUACCUAGAUUUUUCUUCCAAGCUUUACAAUCUACCAGUAUUAAACUAGCAAUAUCUCCACAACCUAAAAUUUCUGGAGAGCCAAUUAUUAUACAGAAUACUUCUCAAUUAUCUAUAAAAGUUGAAGGAGUUGUUCAGCAUGGCUCUAGACCUGGCUUGUAUCGAAAAGUAGAUAAAAUAUUAAUAACUGUUAUAAGCCAACAGAAUCGGAAUACUCAGGAUAUUAAGUCUUUUCCAGAUAACACUAAUCUGACAACAAAUCUUUCUCAGUCUGUGACACCUCAUUAUGAUUAUUUUCAUGCUCAGUUUCUUCUUGGUUUUCCUAUUGCUGGAAUUCAUUCCAUAACAAUUGAAGCUGCGGUCAUAGAUGACAAAGAAUCUUUGUGGAAAACUGGACCAAAAAUGGUACUGAUGGUAAAAUCUUUCGAUGACAGCAACAAUCAAAAACCUGCUGCUCGACCUGCUUAUUCAUUGCGGUUUCAAAAUUAAAAAUGUGUAAAAGUAUGCAGUACCUAAAUUUUUCAUAAAAUGUAUCAUGUAAAUAAC